Myxocyprinus asiaticus (Chinese sucker) is the source of this 1685-nucleotide messenger RNA. RefSeq lists its product as uncharacterized. The transcript is spliced from 4 exons. The coding region runs from base 318 to 623 and encodes 101 amino acids. The record is from RefSeq and is a predicted model, not a curated record. Lineage: Eukaryota; Metazoa; Chordata; Actinopteri; Cypriniformes; Catostomidae.
UAAAACCGCUGGAGCGGACGAUCAAUGCUGGCUUUGUUUUAACUUUCAAAAUGCACUUUUUUUAUUUUUUGUUUUUUACUUUACAUUUUAUACUAAAUCCUCGAUGAUCGAUGGAUUAAAGAGCCCCUGGAUGGAGCCCCUGAAUGCGUUUUUUUUUUAAUUUUUAUUAUUAUUAUUAUUUUUAUAUAUAUAUAUAUAUAUGCAUUGCAUACUGAUCUUUUACGGUAUUUUUGUGGGUUACAUUAAUUCUCUAAGUGUUUUCAAUGAAAUGCAAGCUGUAUAGAUAAAGCAAUACUUUAUUUGUUGUGAAGAAAUCAAUGGAUUGCAUAAGUCCCAUGCAGAACAAGAGAAGGCGCAGUGGAGAAUUGGAGCAGUGGCACACUGAUUCGAAAAGGUUGUGCAAUGGACUGGGAGGCUGUGCCCAGGUUGAAUAUGGUGCGGUGAUGGACACUCCAAUGGACACGUGGGAUCCCCCAAAUCACAGCCCCCAAAAUGGACAUGGUGCCAGUGGCCACGUCCCUGGCAUGCAGGUGUUAGCAGCCCCAGGACGUGGUGCAGGACAGUGUUGCCCCAGGUGUAUGGCAGGUGAACCUGGCCAUAUAAACCAUAUCAUGAGGUAUUGAUCUGCCGGGCCGAUGACUCCUGGAGAAAAAAAUGAAUUGACUGAAUAAACGGGAAGGGAAAAGGCGAUGCAAUGAAACUGGAGUAGCUGUCUGCACUUUAUUUGUGCUGUGUGGGUUUUUCCGCAUACGUUGUGCCUUUCAUAGAUUUCAAACAUACCUCACUUGUAGUACUUGUAGUUUUGUAGCAAUAUGCAGUUUACAAUACCAAGCGCAAUCCAGUUAUAAGAAUAGCAAUGAAUGAAGGUUUGGAUCACACUGCAGUUAAAUGUGUAGACACAUUUUUAAUGCGCUGCUUAGCACUAUAUGCAUAAUAAUUUAUAAAUAAAUAACCCUGUAAUUCUAAUGUAAACAAAGUCAAUGCAACUAAAUAAUAUUAUAGACUAUUUUUCUAAAAAAUAUAAAUUGAAUUUUGAACUAUAAUGCAUGUUAAUCCAAGUGUAUAUUUUUAUUUUUUUUAACUGCGUCCUUGUGAAGUCUCCAUGGUUUUGUACCAUAGCAAAAAUUUACAAAUUUCAACCUCAUUUAAAUAUAAGGACAUUUUUUUAGAUGGGUAAAAACCCUGACAGUGUUUUGUUUUGUUUUAUCCUAAUCAAUAUGUUUUGUAUGGAAGCCCAUUUCCGCCACAUUCAAAGAAAAAAAUAAUUGUGCUAUGGCAAGUCAUUAUGAGAUACAAAUUCAGAAUUUUGAGAUUAAUAAUUUUGAUAUAAAAAGUAAUUGAUUUGAAAUAGUCAUAAUUAUGAGAUUAAAAGUCAGUAUUAUGAGAUACUAAAUCAAAAUUACGAGAUGCUUAGUCAAAAUUAUGAGAUGUGAAAUCAUAAUUAAGAGAAUAAAGUCAAAAGUUCAAUUAUGAGAUUAAAAAAAUCUAAAUUAUGAUUGCCAUAAUGAGAUAAAAAGUAAAAAAUUAAGAUAAACAGUCAUAAUUAUAAGAUUAAAAAGUAAAUAAUUUGAGAGAAAAGGUAAAAAAUUAUAAAAUGACUGUUAUAUUUUCAAUUAUAUAAUGAAAAUUAUGAGAUAAAUCGAAAUUAUGAGAAAAGGUCAUUUCAUAAUUUUUAUUUAGUAUCU